AUUUGCCACCCUACUCCUGCCCGCGUCUCUGCUAUUGUGGGCCUUCUAUCGUCCCUGCCUUGCAAUUACACAACCCAGUGAUUCCGAGAUGUCAGCGGCAUGUCCUCCUAAAGGAUCGUGUUGCAGCGCUUGCUUCCAGGGUCCCGCGGGACCAGCUGGCCUGUCUGGGAUUCCAGGUGUGCCCGGUAAUAACGGCCUCCAGGGGUCAAUAGGUCAAAAAGGUGAACCAGGCUCGGGUCUACCUGGACCCAAGGGAGACAUUGGCGAUCACGGUCAGAAGGGGGAGCAAGGAGAGCCGGGGGUUCAGGGACUCGUUGGUCAGCCAGGGAAGCUUGGGCCGGCCGGUCCUAGCGGAGAGAAGGGGGAGAAGGGAGGAAAGGGUCAACCUGGAGAAUCGACCUACGUGACCCCAGCACCGCCCUCUGUCGUCGCUUUCAGCGCUAGCCUGAGUGACUCUUUUACAAGAAAUUAUGGCGAUGUGGUUUGUUUGACAAUAUCCAAACGAACAUCGGAGACGCGUACGAUUCGGGAACCGGAGUCUUCACCUGCCUCACCGCUGGGGUUUAUUUCUUCAGCGUGACCAUCAUGGGCCAUAAUACCUCAGGACCGAGGCCAUAUGCAAUGCUGGAAAUGA
Molecule: messenger RNA, 634 nt
Organism: Patiria miniata (bat star)
Lineage: Eukaryota; Metazoa; Echinodermata; Asteroidea; Valvatida; Asterinidae
Product: pulmonary surfactant-associated protein D-like
Source: RefSeq, a predicted model, not a curated record